GGAAGAUUCAACAGCUUCACUAUGUACAACUAGCAGUAUGAUCCCCAAUAUUGAAAUUUCAUAUUCAAAUAAUUAACAGACUAAGGCGACUGUCAUGCUCGCAGUUGUUGUGCAAUGUCUAUCAUGGUCCACUGAAAACAGUCAUUGGGUUGCCCGCGUUUUUUGGUACUGGUGUAUACUUCUCGAUGUGUUUGCUAUUGGAAUAUCUUCUCAACAACUCAGCAUUCUAGAGUACCUCCAGGCUGGGGAUGAACAAUUUUUGCAGAGAAAACCACUCUUAGGCAUGCUUGUCAGAGAAAAAGACAGACAACAGUAUCCAGACAUGAAGAUGAUUUGGGUCUGGGAAUGUCCAAUGUCGCUGUUAGUUUAUUCAAUGACUUUGUUCAUUGUUGCAGUGACAGUACAUGUAUCUUACCCAUUGAUCAAUGAUCCGGCAUGGGAAGAGGAUUCGAAGAUUGCAACUGCAUAUCUCAUAGUUUUAGGGAUAAAUUGUCUAAAUAUUGUCUACUGCUCUUUCUGGAUAUACAGGAGAAUGCCAAGAUAUGGAGAUAAUUGAUAAUGAUAAUGUGUUCAC
Molecule: messenger RNA, 574 nt
Organism: Aspergillus wentii DTO 134E9
Lineage: Eukaryota; Fungi; Ascomycota; Eurotiomycetes; Eurotiales; Aspergillaceae
Exons: 2
Coding region: 95-556 (153 amino acids)
Source: RefSeq, a predicted model, not a curated record